GUUAUAGACAUUCGUUAUGUUGGUAAAAUCUGUGUUCGUUUUGCCAAUUGCACUAGUUGGUAGUCGGUUGUGUGUGUUGUGAGUUGUAACUAAAAUCUAUAUAAUUGUUGGCCAUCCAGUGAAGUAACGGAGAGAAAAUGGUACAAAAAAAGCCUAAGAAGAAGGUAGGCAAGAAGGUUGCAGCAGCACCUUUAGCAGUGAAGAAGGCUGAACCAAAAAAGGUUGUCAAUCCACUUUUUGAAAAAAGACCAAGGAAUUUUGGCAUUGGCCAGGAUAUCCAGCCAUCUCGAGAUUUAAGUCGAUUCGUGAGGUGGCCAAAAUAUAUCAGAAUUCAGCGUCAGAAGGCUGUGCUGCAGAAACGCCUGAAAGUACCACCACCAAUCAACCAGUUCGCCUCGUCUGUUGACAAACAGACUGCUCAAGCACUUUUCAAAGUGUUGGAGAAAUAUCGGCCAGAGACAGCAUAUGCAAAGAAGGCCAGGCUGCGAGCACGUGCUGAAGCAAAGGUUGCAAAGAAGGAGGAAGCACCCACAAAGAGACCUAAUGUAUUGCGUCAAGGCAGCAACACUGUUACAAAGUUGGUAGAGCAGAAGAAGGCUCAGCUGGUUGUCAUCGCACAUGAUGUUGAUCCAGUUGAGUUGGUAUUGUUUAUGCCAGCACUGUGCCGCAAGAUGGGUGUUCCUUACUGCAUAGUGAAAGGCAAGGCUCGUCUUGGGACACUUGUUAGAAGGAAGACUUGUACAUGCAUUGCAGUGACCCAGGUGGAUUCUGGUGAUCGUGCAGCUUUCACAAAGGUGGUUGAAGCAAUUAAAAUUAAUUUCAAUGAUCGCUUUGAAGAAAUCAAACGACAUUGGGGAGGUGGUGCUCUGGGCUCAAAGUCUGCUGCAAGAAUUGCCAAGAUUGAAAAGGCUAAAGCAAGAGAACUUGCACAAAAACAAGGUUGAAUAAUAUGUACAGGUUCACGUAAAGAAAUACAUAUGUGAAUUUGA
Molecule: messenger RNA, 989 nt
Organism: Zootermopsis nevadensis
Lineage: Eukaryota; Metazoa; Arthropoda; Insecta; Blattodea; Termopsidae
Gene: RpL7A
Product: ribosomal protein L7A
Biological process (GO): ribosome biogenesis
Cellular component (GO): ribonucleoprotein complex
Molecular function (GO): RNA binding
Source: RefSeq, a predicted model, not a curated record